Molecule: messenger RNA, 625 nt
Organism: Camelina sativa (false flax)
Lineage: Eukaryota; Viridiplantae; Streptophyta; Magnoliopsida; Brassicales; Brassicaceae
Source: RefSeq, a predicted model, not a curated record
CGGUAACUCUCGGUAAACACACGUCUGUGCUCACCACACGUUUUCAUCCCAAAAACAAAAAAAAUCUAAAGCUUACUCUGCAAAUUCAUUUUCCGGCGAAACUUCUCAGGCUUAUAUUUGCUCAAGCUAUGGAUCAAGAACCAUCAUCACAAUGUCCCUUUGUUGCUGAAAGCAUGAUCCAGAAAUGCCCUUUCCUCAGAAACAUCAACAAGCCUACCAAUUUGUCCUUCUCCUCCUUGAGUUUUCCAUUUCCGGUGCAAGGAGGUAGUAAAGGUCCGAUUUUUGAAGAUGGUCCUGGUUUUGUUUCAGCGUUCAAGCUCUUCCAUGGAAAAGAUGGUCUUGUGCCGCUUUCUGGGCAUUCGAGUUUCGGGGAUGAUGACGAACAAGAGGCUCGUCAUGCUCCUCUGCAAUUCAAUCCACUUGCGGGAAAGGUAGCUACUAUAAGCCUAUCAGCUUUUGGUCCUGGAGGGCCUUUUGGCUUUGGUCCUUUCUCUGAGAAAUGGAAGAAACAACAGAAGAAACCUAAACCUUCCAAUAACCAACAGGUAGAUUUUUAUAGAUUUGUACAACAGACUUUGGAAUUUACAAGGAUUUAACUGUUUCUGAUAUGUUUAUGCUUGCUUGC